AAAAAAAAAAAAAAAAAAAAGAGAGACGCGAGAGAACAAAAACACAAUCUUUAGUGAGGAGUUUUUCAGGGAAUAUACUCACUUUGUUUUAUAUGAAACAUCCGACUUUACAUUACUGAUAGUAUACAAAUCGCGCGUGAAAGGAAAUAUCCAGUUAGUGAGGACAUUGUUGAGGCGUAAUUCGGUGAUUUUGGAAGAUCCUCGGUUCAGAGAGUUGUGUGAAUCAGUCCACUGUAACAACAUGAACGUGGAUGCUGCACUGGCAGCGCCGAGCGGAGCCGCGAGCACCAACUCCUCCACCCCGAGCAGCAGCAGCAGCACUAACUGUGUCCCGAACAGCAACUCAGCCGCUAAUGUCAGCAGUUUACCUUCAACCGGCAGCACUAAUGUUCCGACCUCAGCUGCCAUGGCAACACCAUCAUCAGACUCCUCUGUGUCCAACGGUCUCUACGUACCCACGGGAUUAGCCAAUGGGGAUGUGAAACCCGUCAUCUCCAGCACACCACUGGCUGAUUUCCUGAUGCAGCUGGAAGAUUACACACCCACAAUCCCAGACGCAGUUACAGGAUAUUAUCUCAAUCGAGCAGGAUUUGAAGCGUCAGAUCCAAGGAUAAUCCGUCUGAUCUCAUUGGCGGCUCAGAAGUUUGUCUCGGACAUUGCUAAUGAUGCACUGCAGCACUGUAAAAUGAAGGGCACUGCGUCUGGAAGCUCCCGGAGCAAGACAAAGCAGGAUAAGAAGUACACCCUGACGAUGGAGGACCUGACCCCAGCUUUGUCUGAAUAUGGCAUCAACGUUAAAAAACCCUACUACUUCACUUAAAGAAGAAAAAAACAAAAACCCAACAUCCUGAAACGAACUGCUGAAAGUAACCUGGCUCCAUAAACAGAUGUCCUCACUGUAGAGACCUGAUUUUUUUAAACAGUGAAAACCUUUCGGUCCAUGUGACAGAGGGAAGGCUGUGUGCUGUCUUUUCAUUUAUUUAGCCAUUUAUUUGAAGUUUUAUUUGAUUUCGCUUAGCCGUGGAUGUGAUUCAUUACACAUUUCUACUAUUGGAUUCAUGGAAAUAAACAGAAUUUGUCGCUUGUCUCUUA
This is a messenger RNA of Hemibagrus wyckioides, 1092 nucleotides long. RefSeq names its product TAF10 RNA polymerase II, TATA box binding protein (TBP)-associated factor (gene taf10). Gene Ontology annotation, biological process: transcription initiation at RNA polymerase II promoter. Lineage: Eukaryota; Metazoa; Chordata; Actinopteri; Siluriformes; Bagridae. The transcript is spliced from 5 exons. Gene Ontology annotation, cellular component: nucleus; SAGA complex; transcription factor TFIID complex. The record is from RefSeq and is a predicted model, not a curated record. The coding region runs from base 242 to 820 and encodes 192 amino acids. Gene Ontology annotation, molecular function: RNA polymerase II general transcription initiation factor activity; promoter-specific chromatin binding.